AUCACUGGUCCCUGUCCGCUGGCUUGAGGAAGGGAAAGUGGGGAGAGGACGACCGGUGAGAGAAACCAUAUCCAUGGGUGGCUGUGUGGGCAGUCAUCAUGACUCUUCGGGCAGUUUAAACGAGAACUCAGAAGGAACUGGGGUGGCCCUUGGGCGGAACCAGCCCCUAAAGAGGGAGAAGCCCAAAUGGAAGAGUGACUACCCAAUGACAGACGGCCAGCUGCGGAGCAAGCGCGAUGAAUUCUGGGACACAGCACCCGCCUUCGAUGGCCGAAAGGAGAUUUGGGACGCGCUCAAGGCCGCCGCACAGGCCUUUGAGAGCAACGACCACGAGCUUGCGCAGGCCAUCAUCGAUGGAGCCAGCAUAACUCUUCCUCAUGGUGCCCUGACAGAGUGCUACGACGAGCUGGGCAACCGCUACCAGCUUCCCGUCUACUGUCUCUCCCCACCCGUCAACAUGAUCGAGGAGAAUAGCGAGACGGAGACGCCCGAGGCGCCCGAAGCACCGCCCAACGAGGGGCACGAGUGCCAGCUACGCCUGCGGCUCUCGACGGGUCGUGACCUUCGCCUGGCCGUGCGCUCGGCAGACAGCAUCCUGCUGAUGAAGCGCCGCCUUCAGGCGCAGGAGGGUCUGGAAGCCUCCAGCCAGCGCUGGUUCUUCUCAGGACGACCUCUGAGCGACCGCAUGAAGCUGCACGAGCUGAACAUCUCUAAGGACUACGUGGUGCAGGUCAUCGUCAGCCAGCCGCCACCUGUGGAAAAUUAGGAGGUGGCCCAGGUGUUUGCAGGACAAUAUGUGGGAAAGCAGAGUCUCGGAGAAUAUUCCAACCUGCUUGACCAGGGAUAUUCAGCCAUUGGUUUGAUGAAAUCCAGCAGGAUGGAGGGACAGUUGCUGGGGAAAAGUGAAGAGAUUUCUGGGAGGGUUCUGAGACGAACUGCUUCUUUAAGCAUGCUGGAAAACAAACGUAAAGAUCUAUGAUGGCCGUAGUCAUCUUGCUGGAUUAUAAAGCUUUCUACCUUACUUUCUUUCUUCUGAGGAGUAUAUGUCUGCAAGGCAGACCUGAAUCCUUCUGCCAUACCUCAGCUUUUAACAGAUGAAGAGUCAAUUUUUACCUUUUUUCCUAUUUCUUCUUCUUUUUUCUGUGAAAAAUCAUUUAAAAUCCUAAAAGUAAGCUAAUUUUUAGACAAAAUUGUACUAAAACGACCAUUUUCUUUCGAAUUUCUUGGUUACUUGGUCCAAUCUUUUCUCAAUGACUAUACUUUUGCAUCAGCUGUGCAUUUAAAUGACUCCCCUGUCUCUCUGGAACUCUCCUGCACUGUAAACAAUCUUGCGUCACAGACAUUUUUAGCCACUCUUAAAAAACGGGAACAUGUUAUUUUGUGCAGUAAAUCAGUCAUCUAACCUUUAGUUCUGAGCAUAUGUGAUUUGACACAGGGAAAGUGUCACCUAAUGCUGGACAUGUUUUUAUCGGCCUCUAUUUUAGAUCACACGCAAGACUCCUACCCAAGACGAGAAGGUUUCCAUGGCACCGCGUUCUCUCUGGCUAAUAUUGAGGACGUGCGAGAGCAGUGGUAUUUAGAGGGGUGUAUUAAUGUAGGAGCUGGAACAGAGGGAUUUUUUACAGGGGUGGAAGUGUGAAUCACUGUGAGGGCUUGUAUGGACAGAAUGACUUAUCCAAUCACAUUGCUAAUGCAGUUCCUCUCCAAAUGUAGCUCAUGAUGAAGAUGAGAUGAAGAGAGUUCUCACAAUUUACUCUUUCUAUGUUUUUAAAUGGCCUGUUAGGCUUAAGCCGAGUUGCAAAAAAUGCAGGCGUAUUUUAAUGCGACAGAAUGUGUUUUGAAUUAAAAUAUGAGCAACGUUUGUA
Molecule: messenger RNA, 1865 nt
Organism: Trichomycterus rosablanca
Lineage: Eukaryota; Metazoa; Chordata; Actinopteri; Siluriformes; Trichomycteridae
Gene: ubtd2
Product: ubiquitin domain containing 2
Exons: 3
Coding region: 74-766 (230 amino acids)
Molecular function (GO): protein binding
Source: RefSeq, a predicted model, not a curated record